Molecule: messenger RNA, 2081 nt
Organism: Pararge aegeria (speckled wood butterfly)
Lineage: Eukaryota; Metazoa; Arthropoda; Insecta; Lepidoptera; Nymphalidae
Gene: nac
Product: GDP-fucose transporter 1
Exons: 5
Coding region: 113-1120 (335 amino acids)
Biological process (GO): GDP-fucose import into Golgi lumen; protein O-linked glycosylation via fucose
Cellular component (GO): Golgi apparatus
Molecular function (GO): antiporter activity
Source: RefSeq, a predicted model, not a curated record
CGGCGGUGAUGUGGAAUUUUGUUUAUUUUAAUGUUGUUUAAAUAAAAACUCGAAAUUAAAUAAACGUGGAUACUUUUGGUUUCAUAAAUCGGAAAACAGCAGAUCCGACAUUAUGAGGGACCGUCAGUCGGAAUUGUGUUCAAAAUACAUCAAAAUAUUUUUAGUUGUGUCCUGUUACUGGGUUGUAUCAAUAGCCACAGUGUUUGUAAACAAGAGUCUGUUGAGUGGACAAUCAGUGCACUUGGAGGCUCCUUUGUUCAUCACAUGGUUCCAGUGCAUAGUUUCAUUUGUAAUAUGUUUCACAUUGAGCAGUACAGGAGGGAUUCCCCGUGUGUUCAGUUUCCCUAAAGGCACUCCUUGGUGCAGAGAGGUUGCAAGAAAUGUGGUGCCUUUGUCAAUUAUGUUCACAUUGAUGAUAGCAUUAAACAACCUCUGCCUGAAAUAUGUUGGGGUGCCAUUUUACUUCAUAGGAAGAUCACUGACUACUGUAUUCAAUGUGGCAUUGAGCUGGAUACUUUUGAGACAAGCAACUUCUUUGAAAUGUAUGAUGUGUUGUGCUUUCAUCAUAUUUGGAUUCUACCUUGGAGUUGACCAGGAGAAUUUGUUAGGUUCAUUUUCUCUCCUUGGGACAAUAUAUGGUGUGGCUGGAUCCCUUAUGCUGUCACUAUAUUCAAUUUACACAAAGAAAGUGUUGCCAUGUGUCAACCAGGAAGUCUGGCUUCUGUCCUACUACAAUAAUGCUUACUCGAUAAUAAUAUUUCUACCCCUGAUAGUGAUCAAUGGCGAGAUCAGUGUUUUGUGGAAUUAUAACAACUUUGAUAGUACAUACUUCUGGGUGCAAAUGGUUAUCGGCGGUGUGUGUGGAUUUGCUAUUGGCUAUGUGACCUCUUUGCAAAUUAAGGUCACAUCUCCAUUAACUCACAACAUAUCUGGCACAGCGAAAGCGUGCGCUCAGACGGUAAUAGCCACCCAGUGGUACAACGAGAGCAAGAACACCCUGUGGUGGUCAUCCAAUAUUAUAGUUUUAGCAAGUAGCGCUUUGUAUGCGAGGUUUAAACAGCUUGAAAUGGAGGAGCACGCUAAGAAACCCAUUCCGGAAGAUCGACGGAGCUUAGUAUGACGAUUUUCAUCUGAAACGUUGUGAAUAAUAUAAUCUAGUAAUUUAGUGUUUAAAAUGUCGACCUAAGUAUUUGGGUCUUACACCCAAUGUACAUUAUAAUUUUCAUACAAAGGUAACAAAGAGCAGAAGCUUCAAACAUUACACCAAAGUUCUAAGUGUAAUUAACUUUAUUGAAUUAUUUUAUCGAUUGCAAAAAAAGUGGAGUUCAAUUCGGAGCAUUUCGAACUUCAAAACGCCACUACAAAGUUAAAAGAAUGUUUUAAAACACGUUUGUAGUUUAUUUGGGCUUUUGAUAGGGAUAAAAAAAACUUUUUGAAAAAGUAAUGAAAAAGGUUCUGAAUGCGUUGCCUUAACAUUGUUUUUUUUUUUGACGAUUUAUCAAACAUUAAGGCAAAGUUCAUUAUUUUGUACAUUUGGCUUUUAGCCCUUAUGGCAUUUUAACGCACUUCAGUUUUUAUUUAAAUAAGGAAAUAUUUUUUUGUUACUCGUAUAUUAUGAAGCAUAUGUGUUAAUAAACUUCAUAAUGUACGACAUUUAUUAAAAUUUCCAUUAUGUAAAAUUCCUGAAUCUAGUUAUUUUAAAUAAUGUAGGGAUUUUAUAGAAUGGCGAGUAGAACAAGGAAACACACGUUCUAUUCUACUGUCCACAUAACCAGUUUACUAUUAAUAAGAAGCGUGUAAUGCUACUCACAGGGGAUAAAAAUUAUAUAACCCAUUGAUAUUCCAGACAAGGGAAAAAAAAUAACGUGCCACCUGCCAAAGCGAGGCAAUAUGAGAUAUUUACCCCCGUGUGAUAAUAAAUAUCACACUUAUGUUAUUUCCACUAGUGUGGCAAUGCCGAGUGAGUUGAUGAAUUUAUGGGAGAAAAUAAAAUUUAUCCGUUCCCAGCUGGGCUAGCACGUGCGGGAGAUAAAAAUUAAAUCCUCCGAUUAUAUCCCCCGACAAGGACGUGCCCACCUCUG